Molecule: messenger RNA, 2028 nt
Organism: Microthlaspi erraticum
Lineage: Eukaryota; Viridiplantae; Streptophyta; Magnoliopsida; Brassicales; Brassicaceae
Source: the annotation of a GenBank genome assembly
AUGGAAGCAUCAAGAAUGUUUUUUGGUCUUAAAACUGUCCCUAACGUUCACAACGUCCCUCUCUGUCUUAAGACUAACCUCUCUCUCUUUCCAAGCCGUUUCUUGCAAAACAAUACUCUUUCCUACAAGAAACACGACUUGUUCUGUGUUAAGGCUGAGAGUAGUGGCGAUCUUGAGAGUACUCGUCCACUGACAUACUUCUCUCCAUCGUUCUGGGGUGACCACUUUCUCUCUGUUCCCGUUGAUGACUCCGAUUUUGCGGCACUUGAGCAAGAAAUUGAAUCGGUGAUGAAGCCUAAAGUGAGAGAAAUGCUCAUGUCUCCUCACAUCAGCGACAAAGAGAGGAUUCGUCUCAUCCAUUUGCUUAUCAGCCUCGGUACUGCUCAUUAUUUUGAGAGUGAAAUCGAAGUUAUUCUAUAUCAUGCUUUCGAGAAGUUGGACAGUUUAAUAUCGAGAGAAGAUGAUCUUGAAACAAUCGCAAUUAUGUUUGAAGUUUGUAGACUAUACGGACACAAAAUGUCUUGUGAUGUGUUUGAUAGAUUCAAAGGUAAUGACGGGAAGCUGAAGCAAAGUCUAGGAAAGGAUGUUAGAGGGAUGUUACAGCUGUACGAAGCCGCACAUCUUGGAACACCAUCGGAAGAUAUAAUGGACGAAGCGGUGACUUUCGCGAGGUAUCACUUGGAGUCGUUGACCGAGCAAGAAACAAGCGACAAUCUCUUUAAGCAUAUACAAAACGCAUUGUAUAGAGCUCGCUAUCAUAGCAUAGAGAUCCUAGUCGCAAGACAGUACAUCUCUUACUACGACCAAGAGGAAGGCCACGACGAGACGGUCCUCAAGUUUGCAAAGCUAAACUUCAACUUUUGCCGGCUUCAUUACAUCAAAGAGUUGAAAGAUCUCACAAAAUGGUGGAAGGGCUUAAAUCUUGCAUCUAAGCUCCCUUACAUUAGGAGUAGAACUGUGGAGCUCUUUUUGGGGUCACUGGCAAUAUUUUUCGAGCCAAAAUAUUCAUUAGGGAGAAUGAUAACCACUAAACUUACCAUGAUCUUGACGGUUGUUGAUGACACGUAUGAUGCAUAUGCCACUCUUCCUGAAGCUACAAGUUUCACUGAUUCUUUGCAAAGGUGGGAUCGUGGAGCUACUGAAAAUCUACCAAGCUAUAUGAAAAUCAUCUUCCAAAAUGUGUUCCAAACUGUGGAAGAGAUUGAACAAGAAAUGGAGGUUCGAGGAAGAUCUUGUCGCGUGCUAAUAGAUCAGAUUAAGAGUCUAGGGAGAGUGUACCUAGCCUUGGCAACAUGGGCACGCACAUGUCAAGUGCCAAGCUUUGAAGAUUACAUGGAGCUUGGGCUUGAAACAGCAGCAAUGGAUGACUAUGCAUGCUACAGCUUUAUCGCAAUGGAAGAAUGUGAUGAGAAGCCAUUGUACGAAUGGUUCGAAUCCAAACCCAAAAUUAUCCAAGCUUUGAGUACAGUGUUUCGUCUCGUUAAUGACAUAGCCACCUUUGAGCAAGAAAUGAGCAGAGGAGAGAUAGCGAAUGGCGUCAACUGUUAUAUGAAACAAUACGGCGUUUCCAAGGAAGCAGCUUUUGAAGAACUGAAGAAGAUGAUAAGAGAGAGUUACAAGGUAAUGAUGGAUGAGUUCAUGACGUCAAAAGCUGUGCCAAGACAGGAUCUUCGGUGUGGCUAUGCUACUUGCUCAACGAAUUCUCUUUUCACUGAUUUCUUUGGGCUAGAUCUGGUUUUUUCGCCUUCUCAGUUCUCUGCUUUGCCUUCUGUUCUUCUGCUUCCGUUGAGCUCGCCGUGGUUGGUUCCUCUCCGUUCGAUCUAUCUCCUGCUCCAUCUCUGGAGGUCGGCGAUAUCCGGUUUGGUUCGUUCGCUCCCUAUCGCUUCUUUUCCGUCUGAUCGAGAGCUCAUUGGUCCAUUGGCCUUCUAUCAAGGCGAAAUCCAUCGUUACGCAUCCGGGAGAGUAAGGUCUCUUUGGUUGGAUUCUCAAGAAGCUUCGAAGUUGCUUUUGGUUUGUGCUGUUCUUUGA